AUGGCAGCCUCCGAAAGCGCCUCCGUGCCCGGCGCGCUGCUGCUGGCCAACGCCUUGUUCGGCGCCGGGUCCGUCGUCGGCUCCAUCGGGCUGCCGUCGAUGAACCCGCUCGUCUUCGCGUCGCUGCGCGAGGCGUCGGCGACGCUCAUCCUGGGCUGCGUCGCCCUCGUCGUCGAGCGGCGCGCCGCGGCGCGCAAGCCGCGCGACGCCCCGCCGCCCGUGGCGCCGCGGCGAUACCUCUACGCGUCGCUCGGUGUCUGCGUCUUCCUGGACCAGGGCUGCUCCAUCGCCGGGAUCAAGCUGUCGGACGCGGUCACCCAAAGCAUCUGGCAGACGACGCAGCCCGUCAUCACGGCCGCGCUGAGCCGCGUCGUCUUCGGCGAGCCGUUGACGUGGCGGCGGUCCUGCGGCGUCGCCUGCGCCUUCGCCGGCUGCCUCGCCAUGGUCGGGCUCGGCGCGCUUUCCUCGGCGGCGCCGGCGUCGCGCGCGCGCUACGUCGCCGCGAACGGGCUCUUCCUCGUCAACUGCACGGCGUCGUCGGCGUACGUGAUCCUCUCCAAGGGCGCGGCGCCGGACACGCCGACCGUGAGCGUCACGUUCCGGACCUACCUGCGCGCCGCGGCGCUCAUGGCGUUGACGACGACGGUCGUCAACGCGAGCGGGCCGCUCCUCGCGGUGGUCUGCGACGACUGCGGCCGCCGCGGCGCCUGGCGCGUGCCCGCGCGCGCCCUCUGGGCCCUGGCCUACUGGGUCCUGGGCCAGUCCGUCGUCGCCUACUGCCUCGUGACCUGGGCGACGCGCCGCGCGUCGUCGACGCUCGUCUCGGCCUUCGCGGUCGUCCAGCCCGUCGUCGCCGCGGCGCUGACGGCGGCCAUCCUCGCCGCCGGCGCCUACGCGAACUGCGCGACGUCCGCCGACGACGACGCCUGCCUCGCGCCGACGGGCUGGCCCGCGCUCGGCGCGGUGCUCAUCUUCGCGGGGCUCUUCCUCGUCGUCCGCACGGAGGCGCCGCCGGCGCCCCUCGCGCACCCGCUCCUCCUCGCGACGGACGACGGCGUCCAGUAA
Molecule: messenger RNA, 1065 nt
Organism: Aureococcus anophagefferens
Lineage: Eukaryota; Pelagophyceae; Pelagomonadales; Pelagomonadaceae
Exons: 1
Coding region: 1-1065 (354 amino acids)
Cellular component (GO): membrane
Source: RefSeq, a predicted model, not a curated record